Austrofundulus limnaeus is the source of this 3068-nucleotide messenger RNA. RefSeq names its product baculoviral IAP repeat containing 2 (gene birc2). Gene Ontology annotation, molecular function: ubiquitin protein ligase activity; cysteine-type endopeptidase inhibitor activity involved in apoptotic process. NCBI's taxonomy places the organism in Eukaryota, Metazoa, Chordata, Actinopteri, Cyprinodontiformes, Rivulidae. Gene Ontology annotation, biological process: positive regulation of protein ubiquitination; negative regulation of apoptotic process; negative regulation of necroptotic process. The record is from RefSeq and is a predicted model, not a curated record. The transcript is spliced from 13 exons. Gene Ontology annotation, cellular component: nucleus; cytoplasm. The coding region runs from base 814 to 2775 and encodes 653 amino acids.
GCUCUGUAGUCGGCGAGAAUCUUCGGGGCUUUCCGAGAACGAACAUAGAUAGGUGGUUUUGCCAACAAUAAAUCUGAGGAGGCGCGUUUCAUCUUCCCCCUAAAGGAUUAAAACAUUUUAAGAGGGUUGUUACUAUUCAAUUAUGGAAGCUUAGACACCCACAAAAGAGAUGUCCAGGAUGGGGGGAGGGGUUUGAGAGCACACAUUCCCGGGUCUUUGUGUAUAUGUGUGUGUGUUUGGGUUUAUUUUUUGUUUUGUUUUUACUUUUAUAUACAGACUCACCAACCAAAUGUCAAAGUUUAAAUUGUUAGAUUGGAAGUCAGUAAAAGUAGAAGACAAAGUGUACACUGAUCCUGGAUGAUCUGACUCUGACCGUCUCACAAUAAAUACAAUCAGGGUGUUCUUUUAAUCCCAGGAUUUAAAUAGAUCAUCCUUUUUAUGGCACAGUGUUUAGUUAGACGUAUAUUCUCAUACACUGUUACUGGAAAGACGAUGCUGGAGUUUCUGCAGUUCUGUGUUUGAACUCACUGCUUGGUACAGGCGAUAGGAGCAAGUUGAUAUUCAGAGAAUGUGAGGUUUGAGGACAAAUAAAAGGUGUUUGCAGUGCUGUGUAAUGACAGUUGCUGGGCUGGUAGUUGUCUUUUCUUAGGAGCACUUGAGUUUCUCAUGUAAAUCUCAUUUUCUUUUUUUCUUUUAAGUCCACCAGUGUCUGUCUACGGACUCCAUUUCAUUUUGACUGAGAGUGUGUGUGUGUGUGUGUGUGUGUUUGAUUGAGAACAAGACCUUGGGUUUUCUCAAACCCCUCUCCCUAUAAUGGACAUCUCUUUUUUCCUCUUACAAUCAAAUCCAUUAAUGGAAACUCUUCUUCAAUUAAAAAAAAGCCCAUUUUUGAUGGGCUUGUGUCGCAACGGGCCCCCGCCUGACCUACAAUAUGACAACUCCUCAGAGCUCUUCCGACUUUCCACCUUUGCUUGUUUCCCGGCGUCCCCGGUCACAGAGCGGAGCCUGGCGAGGGCGGGUUGGUACUACACCGGUACGGGCGACCGCGUUCAGUGUUUCCGGUGCAACGUGACGGCCGAGGGCUGGCAGACUGGAGACUGUCCAAUAGAGAGGCACAGGCAGCUCUCUCCUUCUUGCUCCUUCAUCCAGAGCCUCCCAUCCACCACCAACCUGCUCUCCUCCUCUCAUUCAGCCUUCUCACCACUCCGCAUCGCCCCAGCUAUUCCACUUUCUGGUCCUGGCCCAGCUGCUCCUAACCAGUCAGGUCAAGGUGAAGAAACGGUUGGUUUCCUAAACACAGCUUUCUCAGCUCCGCCUCCUUCCAGCCCGCUGACUUCUCGCGGUGUGGAGGACAUGUCCCACCAGAGACCGACGUGCCAUAACCCCACCAUGCGUAGGGAGCAGGAUCGCCUGGAAUCCUUUCAGUCCUGGUCACUCUCAAUAAUCACCCCCGCAGAGCUCGCCAAGGCAGGUUUCUACUACCUGGGACAAGGGGACAGAGUGGCUUGCUUCAGCUGCGGUGGGCAGCUGAAUAACUGGGAGCCGGGUGACAGAGCUGUAUCCGAGCACCAAAGACAUUAUCCAAACUGUCGAUUUGUCCGRGGAGACAGGGCUGACAACGUGUCGCUGGCCGCCGCCGCCGCAACCGCAGCGUUAGGAGGAACGUCCCAAAUGUCUGCCGGGGCUCCUACCCUCACCAACGUGUCCAACCCAUCCAUGCAGCAGAGCGAGGAGCGGCUGCUCACCUUUGUCAACUGGCCGUCUCGUAUUCCUGUGCGGCCUGAGCAGCUGGCUAAAGCCGGCUUCUACUAUGUCGGGAGAAACGAUGACGUCAAGUGUUUCUGUUGUGAUGGAGGCCUGCGGUGCUGGGAGUCUGGAGACGAUCCCUGGGUGGAACAUGCUAAAUGGUUUCCUCGGUGUGAAUAUUUGCUUCAAGAAAAAGGACAAGAGUUUGUUCAUCAGAUCCAAGCUCGAUUUCCACGGCUGUUUGAACAGCUUUUAACAAAUGGAGACAACUCCAGAGAAUUUAUGGAUCCUCCUGUGGUCCACUUGGGUCCAGGGGAGGAGCGGUCUGAAGAUGCUGUCAUGAUGAACACCCCUGUCAUUAAAUCUGCUUUAGAGAUGGGAUUCGAGCGCAGCCUGGUGAAGCAAACAGUCCAGAGCAAGAUCCUAACAAGUGGAGAAAACUACAGGACGGUCCAGGAGCUGGUUUCAGACCUGCUGAGCGCCGAAGACCAGAAGAGGGAGGAGGAGAAGGAGAUGCUGGCUGAGGCCAUGGCAUCAGAUGGUUUCACGUUUGUAAAGAGACACCAAGCAGCUUUGGUCCAGCGCCUGAAGAGCGUCGAACCCGUGCUGGAGCAUCUAAGAGAGCAGAAUGUUUUGUCUGCAGAGGAGUACAGCGGCCUCCAGGCUCAGACAUCAGCCCAACAGCAAACCGCCAGGCUGAUAGAGCUCGUUCUCACUAAAGGAAAUGCUGCUGCUGAGGUGUUCCGCAACUGGAUCCAGAAAAAUGACGUCCAUCUCCUCAGAGACCUCAUGGCUCAGUCAAAUGAAGCCUCCUCACCGAGCCAAGAUCUUUCAGAUCUGCCAAUGGAGGAGCAGCUGCGGCGCCUGCAGGAGGAGCGUACCUGCAAGGUGUGUAUGGACAAAGAGGUCAACAUCGUCUUCAUCCCCUGCGGACACCUUGUGGUGUGCAAAGAGUGUGCGCCGUCUCUUCGAAAGUGCCCAAUCUGCAGAGGCCUGGUUAAAGGCACUGUCCGAACCUUCCUCUCCUAAUCAGCUGGUGUUGCACCCAUGUGAUUAAAUGUGACCAGUUUAUGCUAAUUCUUGUAGAAAGUUUUCAUAUUAAACAUUUGUAUCCUGUUAAUUUAUUGAAUAGGGGGAAAUAGUUUAUAAUCAGUGCAAUAAUAUCACAUCUGUUGUUUCCUUAAAUGCAAUACUUGUCACAAUCGUGCAGAAAUGUUGAGCUAAAUUGGUAACGUUGCUUUUUUAAAAAUGUUUAAUAGCUUAAUUUGCAUUCUAAUUGUUAGCUAUAUCUACAUGAUCAAUAAACAGUACGUUAUAAUGGG